This is a messenger RNA of Clupea harengus (Atlantic herring), 1682 nucleotides long. RefSeq names its product CD9 molecule b (gene cd9b). The transcript has 8 exons. Gene Ontology annotation, cellular component: plasma membrane. The record is from RefSeq and is a predicted model, not a curated record. NCBI's taxonomy places the organism in Eukaryota, Metazoa, Chordata, Actinopteri, Clupeiformes, Clupeidae. Bases 375 to 1067 code for a protein of 230 amino acids.
CUACAGUGCGCACGACUGAGACACAGGCACAGUGCGUGUAUGAAAAUAAAACAGACAGGGAAUUUUGUUGCCUGGAGGAGCUAUUCGAGUUUUAAACAUCUCAAAAUUGACCAAAAUCGGGGUUGGAACUUAAAAAGGAGAACUAGAACAGCAAAGGGGGGAAAAAAGCAAUGACUCAGUGUAAUUUGGUUCUUAGAAGUGGGAGUGCGCGCAUAUAAAGAGCGUUUCGUUGAGGACGUUGGCCAUCUCACUCGUCACUCGUCACUCUCUCCCACGCUGACCCAAGGAUAACGGACUGUCAACAGCAGAGGCUAUUUUUGUGACUUCGUGGACUCCUACAGAUUCGGUUGAUUUAGGCAUCGCUGGAAGAAAUUAUGUCCGCACUUUCAGGCGCAGAGCUUUGCAUAAAGUACCUUCUAUUCGUCUUUAAUUUUAUAUUCUGGCUUGCAGGAACAGCAGUGCUAGCUGUUGGCCUAUGGUUGCGAUUUGACAAGAAAACAGAGGGGCUUUUUGCCGAAAAUGACUCCCCCUCUGUCUUUUUCACAGGGGUGUAUCUCCUCAUCGUCGCCGGCGCCCUCAUGAUGGUGGUGGGCUUCCUGGGCUGCUGCGGAGCCAUCAGGGAGUCUCCGUGCAUGCUGGGAUUGUUCUUCUUCUUCCUCCUGCUGAUAUUUGCUGCUGAGGUGGCUGCAGGUAUCUGGGGACUGUCAAAUAAGGACAAGGUGGUGGAUGACAUUCAAAAGUUUUACACCCAGACCUUUGAAAACUACGUGAAGGAAAAAACGGAAGCCCUAAAGGGUACGCUGAAAGCCAUCCAGUAUGGACUUGACUGCUGUGGGCUCACUGGCACCAUCGUUGAUUCCGCUGUGGCUACCGAUACCUGCCCCAAGAAGGAAGGGCUGGAAAUGCUCAUCACCACGAGUUGCCUAACUGCAAUUGAUGAGAUGUUCAACUCUAAGCUGCAUGUGAUUGGAGGAGUGGGCAUCGGUAUUGGCGUCAUCAUGAUCUUUGGCAUGAUCUUCAGUAUGCUGCUGUGCUGUGCCAUCAAGCGAACCCGGGAUAUUGUGUAAGGCCGUCAUCACCAUGGAAACUCCUGCUCCUGCUCCGUUCUGUUAAUUUAUCCAGCGUGAGUGUUUGAAUGUAUGCACGUGUGUGUGUGUGUGUGUGUGUGUGUGUGUAUGCGUGUGUGUUUGGGCGCUUGCGCAUAACUCCAGUUUGAAGAUCACUGCUUCAACAUGCAUCCUUUUUUGGGGGGCGUCUAAUGCCAUAUCCCUGAAGCUAUUAAAACAUUAAUGAACUCGGCGUCUACCUUCACACACUCCAUGUGGGGUUAGGGGUAAGGCCGUGGUUUGGAGUGCCUCCUCUCCCACAUCUACUGUAUGUAAUAUAACCGCAAACGGUCCAACCACUGAUUUGUUUAAGUUUGAUGUUCUGAAGGCUCGUAUCAUGUGGAUGGACCUGCUUUAUAUUUUGGUGUUUUGAGAGUACUUUUGUUUUGCUAUAUGGUACAUUUACUUAGCUGUUAAGUUUUUAUUUUUCAAGCCAUGAUUUAACUUUUCUAAUGUUUUAAUUUGUGGAGAUCUGAUUUUAUAAACACAGUUUUAUGUAUCUAUUUUGAUGAACAAAGAUAUGAGUAAUAGUCCUGAAUGCCAAAUAAAAAUGGUCUAAUGCGGAUCUAAAGGGUU